GAACUAAGAGAAUCGGUUAAACUGUCAUCAUUUGGACAUUUUCUUCAAUAGUAAAUCAGAAUCAAUAUUUAGCUUUCUCUUUCUCUGUUUCCUGCACAUAGCAAUAACGCUAAAAAACAAAGGAAGUGAGAGAAGACAGGAGGAGAUAUAGGGAGGGAGCGCGCAAAUCAAGAUAUAAAAAGACACCUUCAUUUUUUUUUUCUCUUUUCUGUGUGAAUUGUGACUAAAAAAAGAGGGGAAGGAGGAGGAGGAGGAGAGGGGAAGGAUAGGGUCGUGCGUGUCAACGAGAGGAGGUGCCUCCUCCGCUGCUGCGGCUAGGAGGAGGCUCCCGGCUCAGCACCUAAGCAGAAGCCUAACGUCUUCUGCACGUACUCGGGUUGACCUCGUCCGACAGACGCGCGAUCUCCUUCUCUACGCCCAUCCCUCCAACUCCUCUUUGCCUGAUUCCAAACGCCAUGAAAAGAUGGCGGAGCUAAGCAGGAACAUAAGAGAUAUGAAGUUCAUUCUCUAUGGAAACAGCGAGGCCGAGCCUGUGGCUGAAGCUUGUUCACAACUCACUCAAGAGUUCUUUAGAGAGGAUACUCUACGCCUCUUGAUUACAUGUCUUCCUAAUCUCGACUUGGAGACCAGGAAAGAUGCUACACAAGUUGUUGCAAAUCUCCAGAGGCAACAAGUCAAUUUUAAGUUGAUUGCUUCUGAUUAUCUUGAAGCCAAUCUUGAUCUCAUGGAUGUUUUGAUAAAAGGCUUUGAGAACACAGACAUGGCUUUACACUAUGGUGCUAUGUUUAGGGAAUGCAUCCGCCAUCAGAUUGUUGCCAAAUAUGUUUUGGAGUCUGAACAUGUGAAGAAGUUCUUUGAUUACAUACAGCUACCUAACUUUGACAUUGCUGCCGAUGCAGCUGCAACUUUUAAGGAACUGCUAACUAGGCAUAAGUCUACUGUUGCCGAAUUCCUCACCAAGAAUGAAGACUGGUUUUUCGCGGAAUACAGCUCAAAGCUUCUUGAAUCAGUUAAUUAUGUAACCAGACGGCAAGCUAUUAAGUUGUUGGGUGAUAUAUUACUGGAUCGAUCAAAUUCAGCUGUGAUGACGAAACAUGUGAACUCAGUGGAUUACUUAAUGAUUCUCAUGAAUCUUCUGAUAGAGCCAAGCAAGAUUAUCCAAAUCGAAGCAUUCCACGUUUUCAAGCUGUUUGUGGCGAACCAAAACAAGCCUGCGGAGAUAGUUAACAUUCUGGUGACUAACAGAAGCAAGAUUCUUAGAUUGUUGGCUGAUUUGAAACCAGACAAAGAGGACGAGAGAUUUGAAGCAGACAAAAGUCAGGUCUUGAGAGAAAUUGCAACCCUCGAGCUGCAAGAUCUUGCUUGAACCAACCAACAUAAACCGUCAUUCCUUCCCUUUUGUAAAGAUUCGAAAGACAUUUUUGAAG
Raphanus sativus (radish) is the source of this 1427-nucleotide messenger RNA. RefSeq names its product putative MO25-like protein At5g47540. The record is from RefSeq and is a predicted model, not a curated record. Gene Ontology annotation, molecular function: protein serine/threonine kinase activator activity. The transcript has 11 exons. Gene Ontology annotation, biological process: intracellular signal transduction. Lineage: Eukaryota; Viridiplantae; Streptophyta; Magnoliopsida; Brassicales; Brassicaceae. The coding region runs from base 464 to 1366 and encodes 300 amino acids.